AUGUCACGAUUGGAAUCUAGUGAUAAUCAAGUUGAUCCGGAAAGGGGUAUGCCUAGCGGAGGCAACGGCAGCGGGGAUUCUCUUAUACAUGAAGGAGGAACUAGCGCUGGACAAAGCUGGAUACCAAAGCACCUUUUUCCAUGUGUUGGGAAACAAUCAAACACACCUAAACCUAGACUGCCAGGAGUUAUAGUACCUAAGACUCUGAAAGAAUAUGCCAAGGGCUAUCCACGACUCGCAGCCUUUCUUGACAUUGAUGAAAACUUCAUGCUCUAUCGGCGCUUCGGGGUUUUGCAAGCCCGCAUAUUGCUUUACAAGCAAGAUGAGCUUAGAGGGCUGGAAGAGAAGCUUGAUCGAAAAGAUAAAGUGCACUCCGACCCAGAACUUCUAUUGUCCAGAGAGAGACAGGACCAAGGUGGUGAAUCCAGGAAGGAACUCAUGCGUGAGAUUGGAGAAGCCUUUAAAGAUUAUGCACAACUCUUAGCUAUCGCGAGGGACAUCGCUACCUUGAGCCAACCACCGCCAAGCGAUUAUAUGAGUGUUUACAAUUAUUUUCAACAAAACCGGCCCCUUUGCCAAGAAGAAGCGCAUAUAUACCACCAAGAGGAUCUUGUGGCCCUAAAACCAGCGAGGGAACACUCCUGCCUCGACUCCUUGGUCGAGAAGAUGUUCCGAAAGCUCCGCCCCAACACUCGGAUCCAUGAUCGACGGGGGGCACACACAGGCUCCACAGAAAAGGGCCUUGUCCUGUUUGACAUCGACCGGGUCAAUAGGGUCGUAUCUAUAAUUGUCACAAUGGCGGUCGUCGGACUCCUGAUGGCACCCGUAUGUCCGCUCUGGAAACUGACCAGAGAACAGACCAAAAUUUCAAUAGGUAAGACAAUUGCGGUCAUGUUUGGUUUUACCUCAGUAUUUUCCGGCAUGCUUUUUCUGGUCACAAGAGCGAAACGGCAGGAGAUUAUGAGUGCAGCUGCAGCGUACGCUGCGGUGCUUAUGGUGUUUUUGGGGAGCCAGGUUUCUCCCACAAAUGGCGGCUGA
This is a messenger RNA of Venustampulla echinocandica, 1038 nucleotides long. RefSeq lists its product as uncharacterized. The record is from RefSeq and is a predicted model, not a curated record. Bases 1 to 1038 code for a protein of 345 amino acids. NCBI's taxonomy places the organism in Eukaryota, Fungi, Ascomycota, Leotiomycetes, Helotiales, Pleuroascaceae. The transcript is spliced from 7 exons.